Molecule: messenger RNA, 3329 nt
Organism: Paramisgurnus dabryanus
Lineage: Eukaryota; Metazoa; Chordata; Actinopteri; Cypriniformes; Cobitidae
Gene: sema6ca
Product: sema domain, transmembrane domain (TM), and cytoplasmic domain, (semaphorin) 6Ca
Biological process (GO): positive regulation of cell migration; neural crest cell migration; semaphorin-plexin signaling pathway
Cellular component (GO): plasma membrane
Molecular function (GO): semaphorin receptor binding; chemorepellent activity
Source: RefSeq, a predicted model, not a curated record
CACGCCUCAUCCCAGUUAGUGCAUUGACAUCUCCGUGAACUCCAACGCUGAGGAAAAUUCAGAAAAUAUGGAUUAAGAUGAUGUGAACGCAACGCACAACAGAGAUGACUGGCAGGACAUGGGAUUUCUCUGUUGUCAUGGAGAUUAUAGCUUUAGCUUGUUUUCUCCCAGUCAUUGCUUGUGCCACACCAUUUCCCAGUGAUCUUCAGCCAAUCAGUGUGGUGAAACUGGAGGACUCUCACCUGUAUCCAAGUUUUCGGGGUCUAAUGUCAGAUAAUGACACAAAGCGUCUCGGCCUGGACUACCAGCUGAUGAUCAGAAUCCAGCAGAUGUUGUACAUCGCUGCCAGAGACCAUGUGUUUGUUGUGAAUCUUACUGCUGCAGUAAAUCAAAUAUUACCACAGCAGAUACUCAUGUGGAGAUCUACAGAUGUGUCCAAGUGUGCCGUCAGAGGCAGAAACAGUGAUGAAUGUUAUAAUUACAUCAAAGUUCUUGUGCCUCGUAAUGACGAGACUCUGUUUGCGUGUGGGACCAACGCGCUCAACCCCACCUGCCGAAACUACAGGUUGAGUACACUGGAGCAGGUUGGCCAGGAGCUGUCGGGUCAGGCACGAUGUCCGUUCGAGUCUCGCCAGUCAAACGUUGGACUGUUUGCAGGUGGUCAUUUUUAUUCGGCCACAGUGACAGAUUUCCAGGCGAGUGAUGCUGUCAUUUACAGGAGUUUAGGAGGAGAAGGGCAACCUGUCCUGCGUACAGUCAAAUACGACUCCAAAUGGCUCAGAGAACCUCACUUCCUGCACGCUGUCGAAUAUGGCAACUAUGUGUAUUUCUUCUUCCGUGAGAUCUCUGUAGAGCACACGGCUGCAGGAAAGGUGGUGUAUUCGCGUGUGGCUCGCGUGUGUAAGAAUGACAGCGGGGGCUCUACACGUGUGUUGGAUCGCUACUGGACAUCAUUUCUGAAGGCUCGAUUGAACUGCUCAGUUCCUGGAGAAACCUUCUUCUACUUUGAUGUUUUGCAGUCGCUUACUAAUGUCCUACAGAUCAACCAGCGGCCCGCUGUGCUCGGACUCUUCACUACACAGAUUAACAGCAUUCCUGGUUCAGCUGUAUGUGGAUUUUAUUUGGAUGACAUUGAGAGAGUUUUUAAUGGGAAGUUUAAAGAUCAGAAGAACAGUGAUUCAGUGUGGACGUCAGUACCUGAGGAACACGUCCCCAAACCACGUCCUGGUUCAUGUCCAGGUGAAGGUUCUGCGUCCUCGUUCUCCUCCUCGGUCCAGUUUCCAGACUCUGUUCUGUCGUUUAUUAAGACACACCCACUGAUGGAUGAGUCUGUGCUUUCAGUCAACAACCAACCACUGAUCACCAGCACUGCCAGCCGGUAUAAACUAACACGGAUUGUUGUGGACACUGCUGCUGGGCCUCAUAAGAACUGCACAGUCGUAUUCUUGGGUUCAGAGGAUGGCCGUGUACUGAAGGUUCUGAUCAACACUUCACCCAACAGCACACACAGCUCCAAACUGCUGGAGGACAUCGAUGUCUUCAAUCCCACACAGUGUAGUCGUGAGCGCAGGGUGUUGGGUCUGGAGUUGGAUAAGGAUCAUCACGCUCUAUUUGUGGCAUUUUCUAGCUGUGUUAUCAGAGUUCCUCUGAGCCGCUGCGCCAAACACAGCACCUGCAAGAGUCACUGUAUCUCCACACAUGACCCAUACUGUAUCUGGCUGCGUACAGGACGCUGUGCUGAUGUGGCCCCAGGAUUUAAGGCAGGUUUUGAGCAGGACAUUGAUGGUGAUAAUAACUUACAGUUAACUGACACGUGUACCGAAGAUGUGAUGUCAUCAGCAGAUCAUAAUCAGAAUUCAGCGGUGGAUUCAGCGUCUGGUGUGAAGCAGAUUCCUGAUGCUGAGGGUUUGAUCAGCACUCAUCACUUUACCCUGCUGGCCGUGUGUAUGUUGAUAGCGUUUGUGUUAGGUGCGUUUGUGUCGGGAUUGCUGCUGUUGUGUUUCUGCAGAUCUCGUCGAGCACAAGAAUCUGAGGAGACGCUUCCACACACCCUCAACAGUCUCGCCAAAAUCAACCACCUACUGGAUACUAAACCAGACUUCACAAACUCCCACAUCUACAGCUCUACCCCAGCCUGCAGACAACAGACCCCCAAAUCACAUGUGACAGAUGAAAUGCCUGGCCAGCCUGUCAGGAAUGAGCUGCUUUCAACCAUUCCCACCCCUGAUUCAACGCCAGAAUUCUCCAUCAAGAGUGUCAAGUCCAUUAACAGCCAAUGGGAGAGAAGCCACGCCUCCACGACUACAGAUGUAAACGUUCCACUGGCCACCCAUCAUCAGGAACUUACUAUAAAUUACACAUCACCCACAGAUGGCAUAUUCAAACACAGAGACAGAAUUUCAGGGGGGCAGGACAUCAGUGUUAUGACCUCAUCACUGUUGUCGGGCGAUGUCGUAUCGAACCCACCGGUGCAGAUCCCGCUCAUGCAGUCAACAUCGUACUACAGCUGCUUAACCCCACCCGAUCACACGUUUAAAGAGAUUCCCCAGCAGCAGGACGACAGCAGAGAGCCGAUGUCUCGCUUGUCCUCGCAGCACCACGGUCUAAUCAGAAUAAGCAACGGGGUUACCACGACCCGGCAGCACAGUUUUAACAAGAAAGGCACGAACAUCUAUGAGACGCAGACACCGUUGAUCACGGGCUCCUCGUGUCUCAUCCGACAGCACAGCUUCAGCGAGCCUCCUCAUCUUCAGCCGACAGCUGUCAUCAGACGGGCAGCAUCCCUGAAACCACAGAUACCCCCGAAACCCAUAAACAUACAAACCAGAGCGCGACACCUGACCUCUACUGCCUCCAAUAACACACAUGACAAAAACAACUUCUGACUAAACACACGGACUGCUUUCCUAAGCCAACACAACUCAACACCAGAGGCUCUGAAACAGCAGAUCGAGUGCUGUACUAUAAUAUACCUGUUGUUUAAAAAUGUGAUGAUAGCAGUUCACUUUAUCUUUAAUUCAUCAUGUGAAAAAAGUGCAUUUCAGAUUGAGCCCAAUGCAUUGUGGGAUACGGUGUCUUGGUUGCACAUUCAUCCAACUGUAGUUCCAGGUAUUUAUCUCUAUAGAAAACUUGCAUACUGCACACAGUAUACAUACUACGUGUGUAAAUACUGCAUGCUAGUAUGCUAUUUCAAAUAUAGGCACAGUAACAAAGCUGUUUUAUUUCACCUGUUGUUGGGUUAUUGUAAUGCAUUGAAUACUGUGAAGUGUGCAAUGACAAGAUGUCUCUGUUUAAAGAUUUUUAUUGAGAAGAGAUGAGAGGAGGUCAGG